Asterias rubens (European starfish) is the source of this 2084-nucleotide messenger RNA. RefSeq names its product peroxisomal biogenesis factor 3-like. The record is from RefSeq and is a predicted model, not a curated record. Gene Ontology annotation, molecular function: protein-macromolecule adaptor activity. Gene Ontology annotation, cellular component: peroxisomal membrane. Gene Ontology annotation, biological process: protein import into peroxisome membrane. Lineage: Eukaryota; Metazoa; Echinodermata; Asteroidea; Forcipulatida; Asteriidae. The transcript is spliced from 11 exons. Bases 107 to 1255 code for a protein of 382 amino acids.
CGUCCUUUCAUGAGACCAUUAAAAUAUAAAUUUGUGCAUUACCUCCAUCCCCCUAUGAUCAUUUUACUCCAUUUUACUCCAAGUUGCCCACGAAAAACUCAAUGAUAUGUUAGAAUCACUCAAGAACUUUGUGAGACGGCAUAAGAAAAAAUUCGUCGUACUUGGCGUCGUUACUGGAGGUGCCGUGUUGCUCUGGAAGUACGGAGAAUGGAAACUUCAGCAAUGGCAAGACAAGGAGACGGAUGAGUGCCUAGUCAUGGCACGGAGGCAGCAUCACUUUGACAGUAAUCAAAGAACGUGUAACAUGACGGUACUUUCCAUGCUACCCAAGACCAAGGAAGCCCUGAGCCUCCUGCUGGAUUCUGAUGGGAUCAUACAGAUGCUGAAAGCAAAGCCGGAGAACAAAGUGGAUUUAUGGAAUGAUCUUAAGAUAAUCAGUUUCUCCCGGACGAUAGCUUCAGUUUACAGUACAGCGAUGUUGGUUGUCUUCUUAAGAGUACAGCUCAAUAUUAUUGGCGGCUACAUGUACCUUGAUACCUUGUUGGGCAAGAACGGAAUGAGUGAGGAGAGAAUAUUAGCUACUCCUGAUGUGCAGAAGAGAUAUCUGGCAAAUGUCCAGUAUCUACUCACUGACGGAAUGUCUUGCAUGGUAUCCGCUGUCCGUGAAGCAGUAGAAAAUGUACUUGGAAGCAUGCCAUUACAGAAGACACUUGGUCUGAGAGACAUUGAGAGGUUAUUCAGCAGUGUGAGAUGUCAGGUUGAAGCAGCUAAGUUGGGAGAACAAGGUUCUGGUAUGGAGUGUACCAUUCAUCCAUUGGUGAGAUACAUGGUACCAGUGGAAGAAGAUGAGGACCAGGGUGAAGAUACAGCGUGUCAGAUUUCUUCAGAUCAACUCACAGUCAAUGGUAAACUGAUGCUUGAAACAAGAGACAUGCUGGAGAGUUCCGACUUCCACAGUGUUCUCAAUACUUGCUUGGACAUUGGCUUCAGCCGAGUGCUCGACAACAUGGCUGACUUUUUCAGACCUUCGUCUACCAUUACGGCAGAAACAGCCUCACCAACAGGCUUGAUUGAUGCUCAUCUUCCACUGGCAAAAAUCAUUCCAGUCAUCAAUGGUCAGAUCAAUGCACUGUGUGGAGACACGCCCAAUCCUUACAUACAGGAGCUCCUACUCAUGAAGUGCGUGAAAGACUUUGCAGCAAAUGUCUACGAGGCCUUCAGCCAGCUCCCGCCUGACCCUACCCAUGACCCAUGAACACCGUUACCAACCACCGGACCCAACAACGCAAGUAAAGCAUCACUCGGACUUGUUUCAUUGGAAAUUUUGUACAGCUCAAUCAAGUUUUCCUUUGUAAAGGUGACUCAGAGAUUCUCUUCAUUUGGUUGUCAAGGCUUUUAUGUUGUUUUUUUCUUGGUGAUAUUUUCCGGUUCUUUCUCUGCCAGUUACCCUGGUGUUUUGUUUGUUAUUGUGAUGUCAAUCCAAUGUAAGCCAGGCUCACUCCGCACAAACUGGUACGUCGUUCUGGGUGAGGCGCGCAUUCCUAAGAGAACAAUAGAUUUACCUGGAAGUCUGCUGCCACCUGGUGUCCCAAACAUUUUCCAAUUUAUUGGGGACAAAUUAUAAAGAGCAUAGGUAUUGGUUUUUAAGAAUUAAGAGAGCCCAAUGCUAGCAAAACUCAGAUUUUUGAUUUUGUUUUCCAUAAAAAGAAUGUUUUAUAACACUUUAGGUUUUUUUAAGUUCCCUUACAACUCUUGAUUGUUUUUUCAUCACAUAUUUACCUUCGACCUAUAGUGGGUCAAACCAAAUUAAGAAAUCAUGACAUCAUGUAAAUUUGGCUCAGAGAGUUAGGAUUUUCAAGUAAAAGAGAUACGGUAGCACCUGCCCCCCCCCCCCCUUAAAAAGGUAUAAUUAAUUCACAUUUUAGUAAUUAUUAUUUUUAUUUUUCGAUUUGUGCUUGUGUAUAUGUGUUCUUAAAAAAUAAAUUAUCAAUGCAAGAAAUUUUGAAAUGCAAGCACAACAAAAUAAUUGAAAAAGAAUCACAGUCAAAUUUUUUGUUACUUUUUAAAGUUUGCUUACAAUUGAU